Molecule: messenger RNA, 1384 nt
Organism: Bemisia tabaci
Lineage: Eukaryota; Metazoa; Arthropoda; Insecta; Hemiptera; Aleyrodidae
Source: RefSeq, a predicted model, not a curated record
UCGAAACCGACGUACCAAGUCUUUGGCCAAAUGGGGUUGUGUAUUAUGUUUUUGAGGAGAGUGAGGUUGACGAAUACCAUCGGAAUUUAGUGAGAGCAGCUCUUCGUACCAUGGAACAGUACUCUUGCGUCAGGUUCAAGGAAAGCUCAGCGCAUGGACCUCAUCUGCGCGUCAGAAAUAUCGGCGAAGGGUGUGCCUCGGUCAUUGGUUAUCAGAGGGAUGAACAAAGCCAGGACUUAUACCUAAGUGGUGAAGCAUGUUACACUCAAGGAUCCAUCCAACACGAGUUCCUCCACUCUCUCGGAUUUGGCCACGAACACACCCGCCCUGACAGAGACUCAUAUGUCAAUAUUCAAUGGUCGAAUAUCGUCCCAGGGGCCGAAAUCAAUUUCACGAAACGGAGGGUUCGCUGGGUGACGGAUCUGCUCCCUUACGACUAUCAGAGCGUGAUGCAUUAUCGGCCAGACGCCUUCAAGAGAGACAUCUCGAGUCUGACAGUCGUCCCACGUCAACCUGGUGCCAUCGCGCUCAUCGGUCAAAGGAUUCAGCUCAGCAGACUGGAUGUGGAAAAACUCAAUUUGCUCUACGGUUGCUAUAAAAAAGCCGCGAUUCCGCAAAUAUCCUAGGCUAAAAAACCAAGCUCGUGAACCGCUUCCUUUUCCUGUAUUCCACACCCAAGUAGUACAGAUUGCAAUAAAUUGCAAUUAUAUGUGGUAAAAUUAUCGCUACUGCAUCGGAGUGGUGUGUGUGUUGCCUAUCUACUAAUUGAAGGCAAACGGCUUAUUGAAAUUUCUUGCAAAAAAUUGAAAUAGGUUGCAAUGUUUCAUUGCACUGCACAUUGCCUAUCUUGCUGACACGCGGAACUCAAUUUGUUGAUUGUUGAGAAUCGGCAUAUUUUAAUCAAAUUACGUAAAAAUAUUGAAACAUGGUUCAAAAAAAGAAAAAAAAAUGUAUUUUAAUAUUUUCAUUGCACUGUGCUACUUGAACAGCCGUGUCGUGGAAAAAUGUAUGAAUCAGGGAAGAAAAAAAAGAAAUUUAUCGAAGAAAACUCGAAAAUUAUAUAUCGCACGUAUUGAGCCGGGAUAAAAUAACUAAAAAAUUAAAAACCACUAAAAUGAAUUUUCGUAAUCUGAACCUUAGAGUAGUUAUAAAUAUAUAUUUUCACAUAAGGAAAGCGAAUUUUUACUCAAGAGAAUCUGAGAAUCGAAAGAAAAUAUGUGGUGAGUCAUAUUAAGAGUCGUUCGAUUCGUACAAACUUAAUAUUUUGCACAAAGAGUGUCACCAAAAAAAAGAAUUUAUCAGCAUUUUUUAGCUUAUUGGCAAUGAAUAUUUCAUUCAAUGGUACCAUGUUUUUACUCGUAAACUGUUGUUAUAGUGCAAGGAA